AUGCCCUUUGUCCUCUUUCUUGCCCUGCUUGCGUCCGUCACGGCGGCGCCUACCACGAAAGACCGGCGCGCGAACGAACAACCCAAAGUUCGUUUGGUUGUCACCGGCGAGACCAACGUGGCGAGGACCACGCGUGGCGCGCGAGCUUCAAACCGGGUGGCGCAGAUGGCUCGGGGCGGAAACGUCACUAUGAGCUACAGUUACCCGGCGUCGUACCCCUCGAUAAUGAGCGUCGCCGCCACCGACAGCAGCGACGCGAAGGCGAGCUUCUCGCAGUUCAACGACGAAGUCGACAUCGCAGCGCCAGGCGUCGACGUCGUCUCGACCGUCGGCCCUCCGAGCGACACUGGGGUCGGCCCCCCGGGCUAUGAUUCGUACGAUGGGACCUCCAUGGCCGCGCCGCACGUCUCUGGCCUUGCAAUGGUGCUCUGGAACAAGUGA
This is a messenger RNA of Emiliania huxleyi CCMP1516, 441 nucleotides long. RefSeq lists its product as hypothetical. Bases 1 to 441 code for a protein of 146 amino acids. Lineage: Eukaryota; Haptophyta; Isochrysidales; Noelaerhabdaceae. Gene Ontology annotation, biological process: proteolysis. The record is from RefSeq and is a predicted model, not a curated record. The transcript has 2 exons. Gene Ontology annotation, molecular function: serine-type endopeptidase activity.